Molecule: messenger RNA, 1644 nt
Organism: Phytophthora nicotianae INRA-310
Lineage: Eukaryota; Oomycota; Peronosporomycetes; Peronosporales; Peronosporaceae
Exons: 3
Coding region: 21-1163 (380 amino acids)
Source: RefSeq, a predicted model, not a curated record
GUGUGUUGCUCAAGAUAUUGAUGAGGUCACGUGAAGUGAGAUCAUUUCAGAAUUUGCCGACUUAUCAGCAAACGACACGAAUCAAGUCCCACUACUCGCGAAAGAAAAUGGAGUUAAGCUGUCAGGUCAGUUUUGAACGGCUCUUACAUGACGCACACGACCCAGCGGAGCAAACCGAGUUUCUGGACGAAGCGAAACCCAAGCGACGCAGAUGCACCUACGCAGCGCGACGGGAGGAAGCUAAACGACUUCGCGAAGAGCUCCACGGACUCGAGUCGGAAGUCGCAGUGCUGAAAUAUCGGUCUGGACAUGGUCCAGAUGGAGAUCCACGCUUAAAACAAGCUGAAUUAGAGAUCGCACAGCUGAGCCACAGUGGCCGGGAGAAGCACCUUCAAAUUGCCAAGGCGCAGUCCGCUAUGAGUCGAUGUUUGGGAGCUCAACAAUCUCAUCCACUCUACACUCGCAUUUGCCUCCCAAAAAACUGGGACCAACGCCGAGCCAAACUCGUCUCUAUUCGAGAGGAAAAGCUACGCAACGCGUACGACUUCGCCAUGGAUCCUAGACACUACGUCGACCCAGCUAAGGCUCAGUAUUCCGACGAGCGCUUCGAGACGGCGCAAGGAGAUUUCUGCGGGGUACGCUUCGAGACGGUGCAAUUCCCCGGCGUCAAGUCUCUCCAGCAAGUCUAUGAUGCAGCCGUGUACUACCUCACGAACAUGGAGAUCAGUAUCACCGAGCGACUGGGGCACAUCACGGUCAGGGACGACUACGAGACAAUUGACGGUAGUGUAUACAACGCUCGGGUACUGUCGACUGUUCUCGACAAUGUCACAAUGGAAACGAGCUCGCUUUUGUUCCCGAAGAUGGAUCCAGAUGGGCAAUGCGGGAUGGUCGUGCUCGACUCCAUCGACCAGGACGAACUCUAUCCGUACAACUCGGCUGAGCGCGUUCGGAAGGAUGUGUCAGCUACUGCUGUUUUCACCGUCGGCAAAGAGGAUAAAGGUGAGCUAGUUGUGACCAUGCGCCGUGCGGCGUUCUUAAAGAUUUACCGACCUCACUUCUCGCUCUCCGAGGACGUACUGCAAGAACUUGCGACGGGUAUUAUGGCCUGGGGUGAUGUCAUGCUCAAGACCGUGCGUAGUAUUGUGUAUGGAAGCCGGUAAGGCUGUAGAUAAGACUGGGGCCUUCAUAUUUGAAUCUCGAACCUUUCCUUGUCAUAUCUGGCAGCCUCACACAUUAGACUACGAUGAAAGCAGUCAUCACCACCGUUAUGGCAACCAUCACAGUGAAUAAGCCAAUGCUGUGUUCACCUGCAGUGUUGGGUCUAGACGCUUCAUCCACCUGCAACGAACCAGAAUCCGCCGGAAGAGCUUCUCCAUUGUUGCAUACAUGGGCAAUUAGUGGAUAGGAAUCGUUGGUGUUGUUGGAGCACGAAUCUUGCAACGAUACGUAUUUUUUUCCAUCCCGUACAUUUGUCGAGAUUCGCUCUCAAGUUUUCGAAGUACACGACUGGAAGCUCCAUCGAGAUUGGCAACCUCCAUUGCAGUGACCUACGUUAUGGUCGCAUUCGUGAGAAACCAGACUUUAACUUAAAUAAAAUAACUUUCAGGUUGACCGCUCCUUGCGGAUACUGCUGUUCAUAGA